Zymoseptoria tritici IPO323 is the source of this 1329-nucleotide messenger RNA. RefSeq lists its product as uncharacterized. Gene Ontology annotation, cellular component: cytosol. Gene Ontology annotation, molecular function: ATP binding; 6-phosphofructo-2-kinase activity. The transcript is spliced from 3 exons. The record is from RefSeq and is a predicted model, not a curated record. The coding region runs from base 1 to 1329 and encodes 442 amino acids. Lineage: Eukaryota; Fungi; Ascomycota; Dothideomycetes; Mycosphaerellales; Mycosphaerellaceae. Gene Ontology annotation, biological process: fructose metabolic process; fructose 2,6-bisphosphate metabolic process.
AUGGUUGGGUUGCCAGCUCGAGGAAAGAGUUAUAUCACGAAGAAGAUUACAAGAUAUUUCAACUGGCUGCAGUUCGAUACCAAAAUCUUCAACGUUGGAGAGAGACGCCGUGUCAAUUCUUCAUUCUUCGACCCAAGCAACAAGAAAGCGGCGCAAAUACGAGAGCAAGUGGCACGGGAGACGCUUGAUGAGCUCCUCGACUACAUUCUCGAUGGCGAGGGCAGUGUUGGAAUUCUCGAUGCUACCAACAGCACCGCUGAGCGUCGGAAGAUGAUUAUGGAUCGCAUCCGGGAACGAGCGGGUCCUCAGUUGAAUGUGCUGUUCUUGGAGUCGAGAUGUGUUGAUCAGGAUCUUCUGGAGUCCAAUAUGCGGUUGAAGUUACAGGGACCGGAUUAUAAAGAGAUGGAUCCCACUGUCGCACUCGCAGAUUUCAAGAAGCGAGUGGCGGAGUACGAGAAGGCCUACGUCCCACUUGGAGAGUACGAAGAGAAGAACAACAUGCCGUAUAUCCAGAUGAUCGACGUCGGACGCAAGGUGAUCAGUCACCAGAUCAAGGGCUUCCUCAUGGCGCAGGCCAACUACUACCUCCUCAACUUCAACCUCUCACCACGCCAGAUCUGGAUCACUCGCCACGGCUUGAGCUUGGAUAACGUCUCAGGCAAAAUCGGUGGCGACAGCGAUCUGGCUCCCGAGGGACUACUUUACGCCCGCUCUCUCACUCUCUUCAUGAAUGAGAAGCGCAAAGAAUGGGAUCUCAAGCAAAUUGAGACCCUGAAGAAGACGCACUUCCCACCACAACCUGGCGAUCCCAAACCCUUCUGCGUCUGGACCUCGAUGUUGAAACGCAGCAUCCAGACGGCUCAAUACUUUGACGACGACGAAUACGACUCGAAGCAAAUGCGCAUGCUCGACGAACUCAACGCCGGCGUCAUGGAAGGUCUGACGUACAAUUGCAUCUCCACACAAUUCCCCUCGGAAUACCGCAGCCGCAAGGCCGACAAGCUCCACUACCGCUAUCCCGGCCCGGGCGGCGAAGGAUACCUCGACAUCAUCAACCGUCUCCGCCCGGUGAUUGUCGAAUUGGAGCGCAUGAUGGACCACGUCUUGCUUGUCGGUCACCGUAGUGUGGCGCGCGUGCUGCUGGCGUAUUUCUUGGGUUUGAAACGCGAGGAGGUGGCGGAUUUGGAUGUCCCUUUAGGCAUGUUGUAUUGUUUGGAGCCGAGGCCUUAUGGUGUGGACUUCAAGGCGUAUCGAUGGAAUAAGGACAUGGAGUGGUUUGUCGAGUGUCCUGAUUUUGAGCUCAAGAGGGCGGAGGAUGAUAUGCAGUAG